AUGCUCGCCGAAUACCUGGCUUCGGCACGGCUUGCAACGGGUGUUGUGCUAGCGGGUAUUUUGAUCUUUAGUUUUGGCUAUGCUGCAUAUAACCGAUUCUUGCAUCCCCUCCGGCAUAUUCGGGGCCCAUUCCUUGCAUCCGUAACACCAUGGAUGCAGCUUUAUCAUGGGCUGAAGGGUGACCGGCACUUGUGGUUGCAUCAUCUGCACCAGCAGCACGGAUCGCACGUCCGCGUAGCUCCCAACUUCGUCUCCGUAAAUACUGCUCGAGGGCUUCGCGACAUAUACGCCCAUGGAAAGCCCUUUCAGAAGGCCGACUUUUACAACGGCUUCACCGCCAUCAAGGGCGUGUACAAUACUCAUAAUGUGAUUGACAAGACUGUGCACGGGAGGAAGCGUCGUGUCUUGAGCCAUGCUUUCUCAGACCAUGCUUUAAAGGAUAUGGAGGACGUCAUGUUGCUUCAUAUUCGCCAACUUUGUGCUAUUUUGGGAGAAGAUUCCCGCGAUGAUGGACGCGAUAUUAUCCUCGAAAAUGAGUAUAAGACUGACAAAGGCCUCGUAGUGCGCAACAUGAGCAACUGGCUAAGCUUUAUGACUUAUGAUGUCUUGGGGGAAUUGUGUUUUGGCAAGAGCUUUGAUCUGUUGAUAGACGGUGCCAAGCGGAGAAUGGUGCAUUUGGUAGAUCGGGCUGCUUACCGGCAUUACGUUUGCGGGCUCUGGAUGCCACUAGACAAAUGGGGUCUCGACAAGAUCUUCAUUAGAAACCUCACCAUGGACCGAUGGAACUUCAUUAAGAACUCGCGGGCUGAAGCCACGCAACGAGCUAAAGAAAGAGUUGAAGCCGGCCACGAAGCAAAGAAAGACUUCUUUUUCUACCUGUUAAAUGCAAAGGACCCGGAGACUAGCGAGGGCCUUUCCAUGCAGGAAUUAUGGGGCGAAGCAAAUGUAUUGAUGGUUGCAGGCAGUGAUACGACUUCGAGCAGUAUAGUAGCAACACUGUUCUACCUGGUCCGCCACGCUGGAGCUAUGGAAGCAUUGAAAAAGGAAGUGCGCUCGAGCUUCACAGAUGUCGAGCAAAUAGUUAGCGGGCCACAGCUGAGCGACCUUGCUUAUCUCAAAGCCUGUAUUGAUGAAGCUAUGCGUCUUGCCCCUGCUGUCCCUGGCGCCAUACCACGCGAGGCGAUGAGAGGAGGAGCCGAAGUCGAUGGUGUGUUUCUCCCAGCUGGCUCGGAGUGUGGCACGCCAGCAUACUCAAUCCACCGGCACCCAGACUAUUUCCGCGAGCCUCUGGCAUACCUCCCAGAACGGUGGAUUGAAGGGGCAACGUGCCCAUCUGCCUCGGGACUCUCGUGGACGCCCACCAAGAAUGAUGUCGAGGCGGCGCGGAACGCAUUCUGUCCAUUCAGCAUCGGGCCACGGGGCUGUAUUGGAAAGAGCAUGGCGCUGAUGGAGAUGCGCAUCACGUUGGCCAGGCUGAUCUAUUUGUUUGACAUUGAGUUGGCGGACAGAACUGGCGAGGACGUCGACGGCCAUCUAGCAUUGACGGAUCAUUUUGUGGUGGCGAAGACCGGGCCCAAUGUUGUUGUUCGGCGACGACAGGAUUUGUAA
Molecule: messenger RNA, 1608 nt
Organism: Talaromyces atroroseus
Lineage: Eukaryota; Fungi; Ascomycota; Eurotiomycetes; Eurotiales; Trichocomaceae
Exons: 3
Coding region: 1-1608 (535 amino acids)
Molecular function (GO): iron ion binding; monooxygenase activity; oxidoreductase activity, acting on paired donors, with incorporation or reduction of molecular oxygen
Source: RefSeq, a predicted model, not a curated record